Molecule: messenger RNA, 6327 nt
Organism: Populus euphratica (Euphrates poplar)
Lineage: Eukaryota; Viridiplantae; Streptophyta; Magnoliopsida; Malpighiales; Salicaceae
Product: callose synthase 7-like
Exons: 42
Coding region: 214-6051 (1945 amino acids)
Biological process (GO): (1->3)-beta-D-glucan biosynthetic process
Cellular component (GO): 1,3-beta-D-glucan synthase complex; plasma membrane
Molecular function (GO): 1,3-beta-D-glucan synthase activity
Source: RefSeq, a predicted model, not a curated record
GCCACCAGAGCAAUCACCCACUCACUUUGCCCCACUCCACACUCAAAGCAUCAAUCUUUCUGCUUCCGUCUCUCUCUGAUCUAUACAAAAACAGAAUGGCCUCUCUCGUUUUCACUACCUUCAACCAACCCUAACAACUCAAACUAGAUACCGAAACUCAAAGAAACUCGCAAACCUGAAAAUAUAAUUCAUUGGACGUCCUGGUUGAAUACGAUGGCGAGUUCGAGCGGGACUAAGAAUGACGCAGGUCCGGGGCCGGGGACGCUGUCUAGGAGAAUGACGCGAGCACCGACGAUGAUGUUGGAUCUUCCUGACGAGGAUAACGCCCCCGCUGACAGUGAGCUUGUGCCGUCUUCUUUGGCCGUUAUCGCUCCUAUUCUUCGCGUUGCUAAUGAGAUUGAGAAGGAAAAUCCACGCGUCGCUUAUCUCUGCCGAUUCCAUGCAUUUGAGAAAGCUCAUAAGAUGGAUCAGACGUCGAGUGGACGUGGAGUUCGACAGUUCAAGACCUAUCUGCUUCACAAGCUUGAGAAGGAAGACUUGGAAACAAAGCCUCAGCUGGCAAGAAAUGAUCCAAGAGAAAUCCAGAUGUAUUACCAAGGAUUCUACGAGAAGAACAUUAAAGAUGCACAACAUACAAAAAAACCGGAAGAGAUGGCUAAAAUUCUUCGCAUUGCUACAGUAUUAUAUGAUGUGCUGCAAACGGUGGUACGAACAGAAAAAGUAGACAGUGAGACAAGGAAAUAUGCUGAGGACGUUGAGAGGAAAAGGGGACAGUAUGAACACUAUAACAUUCUUCCACUGUAUGCUGCUGGGGUAAAACCAGCAAUCAUGGAACUUCCAGAGAUCAAAGCUGCACUUCAUGCUCUACGUGAUUUGGAUAAUCUUCCAAUGCCCAGAAUUCGGCUGCCACAUGUUUCCUCUGAUGACUCGCCUAAGGAAAGUGUUAAAUCUGUCAAUGACAUACUCGAUUGGCUUUCAUCCAUUUUCGGGUUUCAGCGAGGAAAUGUGGCAAAUCAGAGGGAGCACCUGAUAUUGCUACUAGCAAAUAUGGAUGUAAGGAAUAAGAGUCUUGAUGAUUAUACUGCGCUCAAUAGUAGGACCAUACAGAAAUUGUUGGAUAAGAUUUUCAAGAAUUAUCGGUCAUGGUGUAACUAUUUGCGAUGUAAAUCAAAUCUUAUAUUUCCUGAAAAGUCUGAAAACCAACAGUUACAGCUUAACCAACAGUUACAGCUUAUUUACAUUGCACUCUAUCUUCUUAUAUGGGGUGAAGCUUCAAAUAUACGAUUCAUGCCAGAAUGCAUUUGCUAUAUCUUCCACAAUAUGGCACAUGAAGUCUAUGGAAUAUUGUUUAGCAACGUGCAUCCUGUUAGCGGGGAGACAUAUGAAACAGCAGCACCUGAUGAUGAAACCUUUCUAAACGAUGUUAUAACCCCAAUCUAUCAGGUUUUGCGCAAGGAAGCAAGGAGAAACAAAGGAGGCAAGGCUAGCCAUUCAAAAUGGAGAAAUUAUGAUGAUUUGAAUGAGUACUUUUGGUCUGACAGGUGUCUUAAAUUAAAUUGGCCAAUGGACCUUAAAGCAGAUUUUUUUGUUCAUUACGAUGAAAAUCCAUCUGCAAAUGAGAGACCUAACCGACGCACUGGAAAGAGGAAGCCUAAAACUAAUUUUGUGGAAGUCCGCACUUUUUGGCACCUCUUUAGAAGUUUUGAUCGAAUGUGGAUAUUUCUUAUAUUGGCUUUGCAGGCUAUGAUAAUUGUUGCAUGGAGUCCUUCUGGAUCUAUUAUAGCCUUUUUCAAUGAGGAUGUCUUCAAAAGUGUUUUGAGCAUCUUUAUUACUUCUGCAUUCCUUAAUCUUCUGCAAGCUUUUCUGGAUAUAAUUCUGAGUCUUAAUGCAUGGAGGAGCUUAAAAGGCACACAAAUAUUGCGGUAUCUUCUGAAGUUUGUUAUGGCCGCUGCAUGGGUUGUGGUUCUGCCAAUUGGUUAUUCAAGCUCUGUGUUGAAUCCAACAGGACUUGUAAAGUUCUUUAGCACCUGGUCUAUGGAUUGGCAGAACCAGUCAUUUUAUACCUAUGCCAUUGCAAUUUAUUUGAUACCCAACAUACUGGCUACCGUACUUUUUUUUCUUCCGCCUUUACGGAGAACCAUGGAACGUUCAAAUUGGCGGAUUGUUACUCUUAUUAUGUGGUGGGCUCAGCCAAAACUAUUUGUAGGAAGAGGCAUGCAUGAGGAUAUGUUCUCACUUUUGAAGUAUACAUUAUUUUGGAUCCUGUUGAUAAUAUGCAAGCUAGCAUUUAGCUACUAUGUGGAGAUAUUGCCUCUAGUUGAACCAACGAAGUUGAUUAUGGAGAUUACCGUUGAUAAUUAUCAAUGGCAUGAAUUCUUUCCUCGACUUACGUAUAACAUUGGUGUUGUUAUCUCAAUAUGGGCCCCUAUUCUCCUGGUUUAUUUUUUGGAUGUACAAAUAUGGUAUGCCAUAUUUUCUACACUUGUUGGUGGGAUUCAAGGAGCAUUCAACCAUUUGGGUGAGAUAAGGACACUAGGGAUGUUAAGGUCCAGAUUUGAAUCCGUGCCUUCAGCUUUCAGUCGCCAUCUUGUGCCAUCAUCAUAUAAGGAUGUUUCAGGGAACCAUGAGACGGAUGAGCAAAUCGAAAGAAAAAAUAUUGCAAAUUUUUCACAUGUGUGGAAUGAGUUCAUAUAUUCCUUGAGAGCAGAAGAUCUGAUCAGCAAUCAUGAAAGAGACUUGCUGCUUGUGCCGUAUUCUUCAAAUGAUGUCUCUGUCGUGCAGUGGCCUCCUUUUUUGCUUGCUAGCAAGAUUCCUAUAGCAUUGGACAUGGCAAAAGAUUUCAAGGGGAAGGACGACGCUGAGUUGUAUAAGAAGAUGGAUGAUUAUAUGCAAUCAGCACUAACCGAGUGUUAUGAGACAUUGAGGGACAUGAUAUAUAGCCUUCUGGAAGAUGAUUACGAUAAGAUGAUUGUAAGGCAGAUAUGUCAUGAAGUAGACUUGAGCAUACAACAACAUCAGUUUUUGCAUGAAUUCAAUAUGAGUGGAUUGCCUAUGCUUAGUGAAUAUCUGGAGAGAUUUCUAAAAUUCUUGCUAAGUUAUCCUGAAGAUGCUGGCAUGUAUAAAUCUCACAUAAUUAAUGCUCUCCAGUCUAUUAUAGAAGUUAUCACUCAAGAUAUCAUGAAGCAUGGCCAUGAUGUCCUGGAAAGAGCUCCCACUAACAUCACAGGGGAUCAAAGUAGUAUAAGAGAACAGAGGUUUGUAAGGAUAAAUAUAAACCUUGCAUAUAACAAGUACUGGACGGAUAAGGUCAUUAGGCUCCAUUUACUUUUGACUACCAAGGAAUCUGCCAUAAAUGUGCCCUCGAACUUGGAUGCUCGUCGCCGAAUAACUUUCUUUGCAAAUUCCUUAUUCAUGAACAUGCCGAAGGCUCCAAAAGUCCGAGACAUGUUCUCUUUUAGUGUUUUAACUCCAUAUUACAAAGAAGAUGUUCUUUAUUCUGAUGACGAACUUCACAAGGAAAAUGAAGAUGGGAUAACAAUUUUGUUCUACCUAAAGACUAUAUAUCGUGAUGAAUGGAAAAAUUUUGAGGAACGCACAAAUACAUGUUCUUCCAAAGAGAAGAUGGAGCUUACUCGUCAGUGGGUAUCGUACAGGGGGCAGACCCUUGCUAGAACAGUGAGAGGGAUGAUGUACUAUAGGCAAGCCCUAGAACUUCAGUGCUUAUUGGAAUUUGCAGGAGACCAAGCUGUUUCGAGUGCUUUCCGUACCUUGGAACAUGAGCAGGAUCAGAAAGUUUUCUUUGAUCAUGCACAAGCACUAGCUGAUUUGAAGUUCACGUAUGUUGUUUCUUGUCAAGUGUAUGGAGCUCAGAAAAAAUCCACUGAAGCCCGGGACCGAAGUUGUUACAGUAAUAUUCUGAAUCUAAUGCUAACGAAUCCUUCGCUACGUAUUGCUUACAUCGACGAGAGAGAGGUGACAGUGAAUGGAAAAUCUCAAAAAAUGUAUUACUCUGUUCUCGUCAAAGGAGGUGAUAAGUUUGAUGAGGAAAUCUACCGAAUCAAGCUUCCAGGUCCUCCAACAGAUAUCGGUGAAGGAAAACCUGAGAAUCAAAAUCAUGCCAUUAUCUUUACUCGUGGAGAAGCCUUACAGACUAUAGACAUGAAUCAGGACAAUUACUUUGAAGAAGCUUUUAAAAUGAGGAAUGUGUUGGAGGAGCUUAAAAAAUCUCAUCGUAGGAAACAAAACCCUACGAUUUUGGGUGUCAGGGAGCAUAUAUUUACUGGAAGUGUUUCAUCACUUGCUUGGUUCAUGUCCAAUCAGGAGACCAGCUUUGUGACUAUUGGCCAACGUGUUUUAGCUAGUCCUCUAAGGGUACGAUUCCAUUACGGCCAUCCUGAUAUAUUUGACAGAAUAUUCCACAUAACAAGGGGUGGCAUAAGCAAAGCUUCAAAAAUAAUAAAUUUAAGCGAGGAUAUAUUUGCAGGAUACAACACAACCCUACGUGGGGGAUAUGUAACGCAUCAUGAAUAUAUCCAAGAAGGGAAAGGGCGUGAUGUGGGGAUGAAUCAGAUAUCAUCUUUUGAGGCAAAGGUGGCAAAUGGGAAUGGAGAGCAGACACUUAGCCGUGAUGUUUAUCGACUGGGGCGCCGUUUUGACUUCUAUAGGAUGCUCUCAUUCUACUAUACAACAGUUGGUUUCUAUUUCAGUAGCAUGGUAACUGUGAUUACUGUAUAUGUGUUCUUAUAUGGACGCAUAUACAUGGUACUGAGUGGAUUAGAUAGGGAGAUUCUUAUGGACCCGAGCAUAAGUGAGAGCAAGGUCCUUGAACAGGCUAUGGCUCCUCAAUCCAUUUUUCAGCUAGGCUUUUUUCUAGUGCUGCCCAUGGUUAUGGAAAUUGGCUUGGAGAAAGGGUUCCGCACUGCUCUAGGUGAUUUUGUCAUUAUGCAGCUACAGCUUGCAUCUGUGUUCUUUACAUUCCAGCUUGGAACCAAAUCACAUUAUUUCGGAAGAACAAUUCUUCAUGGUGGUUCCAAAUAUCGAGCCACUGGGCGUGGCUUUGUUGUUUUCCAUGCGAAGUUUGCAGAAAACUACAGGCUAUACUCACGAAGUCACUUUGUUAAGGGAUUGGAAUUAUUUAUACUGCUGAUCGUGUAUGAAGUUUACGGGGCUUCAUAUCGCAGUUCAAGUCUUUUUAUGUUCAUCACAUUAUCCAUGUGGUUCAUGGUUGGAUCCUGGUUGUUUGCUCCAUUUGUGUUCAAUCCAUCUGGAUUUGACUGGCAAAAAACAGUGGAUGAUUGGACAGAUUGGAAACGGUGGAUGGGCAAUCGUGGUGGUAUAGGAAUUUCUCCUGAUAAAAGCUGGGAAUCAUGGUGGGCUGGAGAACAUGAACAUCUCAGACACACAAAUUUCAGGGGAUGGUUGCUUGAAAUAAUCCUUGCAUUUCGCUUCUUUAUCUACCAAUAUGGCAUUGUCUACCACCUUGAUAUAUCCCAUCACAGUAAAAGUUUGCUGGUUUACGGACUUUCGUGGAUAGUUAUGAUUACUGCUCUAUUAGUCCUCAAGAUGGUAUCCAUGGGGAGAAGAAAAUUCCGUACAGACUUUCAGCUCAUGUUCAGGAUUCUCAAGGCACUCCUAUUUCUCGGCUUCAUGUCAGUCAUGACUGUUCUCUUCGUAGUUUGUGGUCUCACAAUACAAGAUUUAUUUGCUGCCAUCCUCGCGUUCAUGCCCACAGGGUGGGCCCUUCUUCUUAUUGGACAGGCAUGCAUGAGUUUGUUUAAGUGGAUAGGAUUCUGGGAUUCGAUGAAGGAGCUAGCAAGGGCAUACGAGUACAUCAUGGGUUUAUUGCUUUUCAUGCCAAUAGCCAUCCUGUCAUGGUUCUCGUUUGUUUCAGAGUUCCAAACUCGCCUGCUCUUCAAUCAAGCAUUUAGCAGAGGCCUCCAGAUUUCUAUGAUUCUUGCAGGAAAGAAAGAUGGAAGCGAUACUGUAAAGAAAGAUGUACCUGAAGCAGCAAAGAAAGACGGCGCUGAUGAAGGAAAGAAAUCAUCUAACUAGAUCUUCGACAUUUCACUUUCAUUUUGUUUAUUCUGUCCUGUAUCUAAAAUUAGUUGGAAGUCCAAGAGAUAUGGUAAUUAUUUCUACAAGAUUGAUCGAUAUGGUCAUUUUUUUUCUUUAUGGUGUAGGAGCUUCUUAGGAAAAUAAAUCUUCCUUAUUUAAUUUUAUUUCUUCUCCUUUUUUUUUUUAUUAUGAUCUGUGAAGCUAUAUAUAAGGUGACACUGUUAUAUGGAAUCUUGAUACAGAGAUCAAUUUCUCUAAUCUUACAGCUUUAAA